AUGGUUUAUCAAAAUAUCAUCCAAAUAUACUACGUCAUCGUCCACCCACUGAAUGCCAAGGUCAUGAGUACGAAAGGCAAGACCAUCAAGCUGAUAGCGGUCAGCUGGCUGUUGGCCACUCUGCUUUCUCUACCCUACAUCUGCGCCCAUGUCUACCAUAUUACCAUCUCAAGUUACCUUGGAACUGUCUCAAGAAAAAAAAUUGACGAGGAAGAAAUAUUUUUGAAAAAUAAACAAAAAGAAAUAAGAUUACGAACAUCCAUGAUUAGGGCAAACAAUGAAGUUAAAAAUUUGAACGCCAUCACUGAUGUACAAAAGUUGGAAUUGGGAGUUGCCCAAAUGUCACAGGGUAGAGACGCCAAAAUUGGCAUAAAAACAUGGCAAAUCUGCAACGAUAGUUUUGACGAUCUUGACAGUUACAUUUUCGGCUGGGUUCAAGGCCAAGGUCGUAUCAGGAUGUGUUUCUUCAUCUUCCUCUUCAUCUGCAUGUACAUCGUGCCGAUUUUUGUGAUCGUGUACACGUGCGUACGUAUAUCCAUAGUAAUGCUCUUUGAUGUCCCACAACUUCAACUCAACAACACAAACAGGAUAAAGGCGGAGAAGAAUAAAAGAAAUGUAGCCUGCAUGGUAGCAGUAGUAGCCAUUUUCUUCCUCGUAUGCUGGACGCCAUUCUAUCUGGUCACACUUAUCAGUCAAAUCCAGAAGGUCAGUUUUCUGAAGAAGUCCAACUACCUCUUCAUAAUGCUCCUGACGCAUUUCUCUGGAUUUGUGAACAGUUCACUCAAUCCGUUCAUCUAUUUCGUUUUUAGUGCUAAUUUUAGGAAAGCUCUGAGGGCCUCUUUGUUCGGGAGAUGUGCAGAUAGAAGUGAGGGUGACGUGAAGAUCGUAAUGAGGAAAUGUGAGAGUACGAAAACUUAUGCCUGA
Helobdella robusta is the source of this 924-nucleotide messenger RNA. RefSeq lists its product as hypothetical. The record is from RefSeq and is a predicted model, not a curated record. Gene Ontology annotation, molecular function: peptide binding; G protein-coupled receptor activity. The transcript has 7 exons. Gene Ontology annotation, cellular component: membrane. Gene Ontology annotation, biological process: G protein-coupled receptor signaling pathway. Lineage: Eukaryota; Metazoa; Annelida; Clitellata; Rhynchobdellida; Glossiphoniidae. The coding region runs from base 1 to 924 and encodes 307 amino acids.